This is a messenger RNA of Prorocentrum cordatum, 309 nucleotides long. The record is from the annotation of a GenBank genome assembly. NCBI's taxonomy places the organism in Eukaryota, Dinophyceae, Prorocentrales, Prorocentraceae.
AUGUCGGCGGAGCAGGAGUUGGAAAGUAAGGACAAGGGCAAGACAUCAGUGGUCAAAGCAUUGCAGGAGAUAGAUGAGAUCGCUCCACGGACGGAGAUACCUACGGCGAAACGCGUUCGACACUUCAGUCCAGAAAAGAAGACCGUGAUCAGCGAGGCCCCAUCGACUCUCGCUGCUGAUGACUACUCCGCAUACGCCAAUUCCAUCGGUUUCGACCAGGACUCGCAGUUGGAGUUUGAUGUAUCACAUAUGUAUCCUGGAUCACAGGACCUCGGCGCGCCGCCUACUGAGACGCAGCAGUGCAAUUAA